Haliotis rufescens (red abalone) is the source of this 8231-nucleotide messenger RNA. Its product is annotated as tRNA pseudouridine(38/39) synthase-like. Gene Ontology annotation, biological process: mRNA pseudouridine synthesis; tRNA pseudouridine synthesis. Gene Ontology annotation, cellular component: cytoplasm; nucleus. The transcript is spliced from 17 exons. NCBI's taxonomy places the organism in Eukaryota, Metazoa, Mollusca, Gastropoda, Lepetellida, Haliotidae. Gene Ontology annotation, molecular function: RNA binding; pseudouridine synthase activity. The record is from RefSeq and is a predicted model, not a curated record. The coding region runs from base 320 to 2608 and encodes 762 amino acids.
CCACCGGAUAGGGGUCGCUGUUUACUUUCCCAGCAGAGGAAACAAAAUGGCUUCACCCGGUUCAACUGCAGAUAUGCCCUCUCGACAAACUGCACCCGUUAUGCUUGAAAAUUUAUCGAAGGAGCUUAGUACCAAGAAAUACUCUACCACGGACAAUGUAAUGGGGUGAGCGUCUCCUAUGCAGAGCCAUUCGCUUGCCAGGCUUCUUUAGCACCUUUGUGUGCUACACAACAAUUGCUACCCAUGAAGAAUACUCAAAUCCUGUGAUAUUCAACCUACAGCCAGUAUAUAUACAAUUAUAUAAGAAAAUCUCGCCAAAAUGAAGGGAGAGAAAAUAGCUUGUCAGGACCUGCGCCAGUACCUCUAUAGCAUUGAUAAUUAUCGCCAAGCAAGCAUGCUUCGGAAAGGACGGGAGGUGCACAAAAUAUAUUGUGAAGUUCACAAGGGACCGAGUUUCCUUGACGACCGAUUCACAUUGACAGAGUUUGGAAAGAUGGUGCUGCAAAAUGGAUCAGUCAGGGCUGGAAGAGCUAAAAAUGUUCGUCAUAUUGUCAUGGCGAGAGAGACUUUGUACUGCAGUGGGACUAAUUCAUGCAAGAGAGGAUGUGGCGGAUUCGGAGUUUGUGUCCCAGGAUGUGAGAAACACAAAGUUCGUGGUCAUAAGUGUAGUUUUCGUGUGAAGCUGACAAUGAGGCUAGGCUUUGCAGACUUCUGGUUUGUGGAAGUUUUGGGCAACCAUUCAAACUUCACCGAUGAGCCUGAUCCCACUGCAACUGAUGUGAAGAGGAUGGUAUCAGAAUACGAAGGCUAUACACAGACAGUAGUUCCCGUAAUUACUUCCAAUCAUGCCAGCGAGGAGAAGAAACUGGUCAGUAGCGUUGGGAAGCGUGGUGCUAUAUCUAUUCCUGAAGUCUACUGUAACUCCCCAAGUCUGACAGUAACUAGUCACCAUUUGAAUAUUCCUGUAUUUCCUGAAACAUACUCACUCAACUCCGUCAACCAUGUCCAAUCACCCGCCCAGUCCACACCCACUUCUCAGGAUGGCAAUACUCAGUUAUCUCCCCUCACCAUGGCCAUUAAACAGGAGCCGGUCGAUGAUGCGUACCUCGGAGGUGUCAUGCUGGCAUACGCAAACGGUCAUGGAGCGAUCCAGCUUCGGCAGUUAAAUGAGAUUAAUCACGUGGAAAACAAUAACGAUAUCGCCAGUGUGACUGAUGAUUCUAUUGUAGAGACUCAAACUUACGAGGAUAGUCGCACAAACGAUGACAUCGAAGAGGAAUAUGUUGAUAUGAUAACCGAGGAAAGUGACAACGAAGAAAAGGACCUCUUAACGCGUGUCCGUCAGUUGGAGGCUCACGUGACCCAGCUGAGAAAUAUUGUGCUCAAGGGAGAGUUGAAGGUCGAUUGCAAGAAGAAACUAAAGGCCCAAAGAGAGUUUGAUUUCUCAAAGUACAACACUCGUCACAUUGCCUUGAAGAUAGCGUACCUAGGCUGGGACCACCAGGGCUUUGUGGUUCAAGAAGAGACGGACAAGACCAUCGAGGCAGCUGUCUUUGAUGCCCUGCUCAAAACACGGCUCAUUGAAUCAAGAGAGGUGUCCAACUAUCACCGAUGUGGCAGGACAGACAAGGGAGUCAGUGCCCUCAGCCAGGUGAUCUCUAUUGACCUGCGGACGAACCUUCUAGAUGGGCCAGGUGUUAAACAGAGAGACGGUGGCUCAGCCCACCUCAGACAAGGGGACAAGAGUACCGAGAUACGUUAUGUACAUAUUCUCAACAAGGUUCUUCCCCCAGAGAUAAGGGUUCUGGCCUGGGCACCAGUAGAACACAACUUUAGUGCUAGAUUUAGUUGCAAACGAAGGACCUACAAGUAUUACUUCCCUAAAGGAAAUUUGGAUUUGGGAGCAAUGUGUGAAGCAUCAGCUAAACUGAUAGGUGAGCACGACUUCCGCAACCUUUGCAAGAUGGAUGUGGGCAACGGUGUUGUCAAUUUCACAAGGAGAAUCCUAUCUGCAGAGAUCAAGAUUUUAGAUGAAAGAGAAAAUGGGUACCAGAUGUGUGAGCUGACAAUAGUGGGUCAGGCCUUCCUGUGGCAUCAAGUGCGAUGUAUAGUGGCUGUCCUCAUGCUGGUGGGACAGGGAAAGGAGGGGCCAGACAUUAUAGAUGAAUUGCUGAACAUCGAACAGAACCCCAGAAAACCUCAAUACACGAUGGCCUCAGAAAUACCUCUAGUGCUGUUUGAUUGUGAUUUUGGAGACGAUGUUGAGUGGGUCUAUGAAGCAGACUGGCAUGAAGACAACAUUCGCCACCUUCAGCAGCUGUGGGCCCAGCAUGCAGUCAAGGCAGCCAUGAUAAAAGGCAUGUUGGACCAGCUUGACACAGCCAAAGUGGAAACAGAGUCUGACAUUGCUCCAUGGAAUGAGCUGAGUGCUCCCAUUCUACAGCAGUCAGAGUGGCUCACACCAGGCAACAAACCCAGGAUAUACAGGCCUUUGUUGGAACGGCCCAUGUGCGAUAGCUUAGAAGACAGAAUUGAACAUUUUGCCAAGCGUCGGAAGACUGGCCAUCACACGGAGCAGAGUGAAGGCAAUGGAAAUGGACAUUCAUGAAAUUUACUUCCAGGAUUUCAUGGAAAACUGACCCCACUGUCUUUGUGGGAAAUUUCCAGUCCGACAACAGGGUCCAGUUGCAAAACUUCUGAACUGAGAAACCGUAUGGCUUCCGCUAAAGGCUUCCACAUAUGGUGCAAACAUGUAUUAACGACCCUUCCGAGACUCUUCUACUGGAGGAGUUAACAAUGUUGACACAAUCAUUUUCCUCUUAUUCUUGAGGAAUUAAAAAUGUUAACACAAUCAUUUGCUUAUGUAAGGCAAUCUGAAGUCAAUUCUUUUGCAAAUUAUUCUUUUCCAGAAUAGUUUUUAUGUUUCAAACUUCAUGCAAGGGUACAGUAUUGAAGUCAUGCCUCUGAAGUUUGACAGCAAAAACCUCAAUUCUUACCCACGCUAUUAUUCUUUGUAUUGAAGACGUAUUAGAUAUAUCGCUUCUACUAUCGGGUCAGAGAUGACUUUGAUGGCAUAUUUAAGUUUAUUUGGUAGCCUGCAUUGGUGCAAUUUGUGUAAUUUAUUUAUGAUAUGCUUCUUGCAUUUUUUUAGCUUGUCUUUAUGCUGAACGAAAAAGAUUGGAUUCUGGUGUGGAAAAAUGGAAUGAGUUUCCAAUGAUUGUUGAGGAUAUUUGUCAGUGAAGGUUGUAGGUGAUGGAAACCUAGGGUCAUUCUUUCAGCCUCUUCCCAUGUCUUUGUAUAUGAGAUUGAACCAUGCUCAGUUAACACAUUCCCUUUUGCAUCUAACUUACAACUGGACAACUUUAGAUCUUUUAAUUCUUGACUUGCAAUAUAUUUUUUAUGUCAUUCCUUGUAUACAAAACCUCAGUCAUUAAAUAAUUGCAUUUUUUGCUUUCAUUACGUUCACUGCCUCUUAUGAAAUUUUAGGUCAGUUUUGAUGUUUUUUACUAGAAACAGAAUCUUAUUGUGCAUUGCAAAAUAAUCUUGGGUGGUAGAAUUACGGAUUAAGGCAAGCCUUCUGUAACUUGAACUCAUGUUUCUUGUCUACUCAAUGCACAAAAUGUCAUGUGUAUUUGUCUGGAAGGUGAUUAGGUGAAACCUUUCAUCCUCAUGUAUGUACAACUACUAAUACAAUGAACUUUCAAGAGAUGUGCCAGUUGAAGUUGAGCCAGUUACGAUGCCUUGCAAGUCUUCUAUCCAAAACUGUUCAGCAGCUGGUCAGGGUUGAAUGCAUGGAUAAGUCACUAAUACAAUUGGUCAGUUUCCAGUGGGUCAGUCAUGGAACAAUGAAAUAUUGAUGUCUACACUGGGUAUCCUGAUGCUGUGUCUGUACACAAUGAGAAUAUCAAUACAAAUAUGGUUAUUUUUUUAAACUGAUUUCUUUUGCCAACAAUGGUACCACUAGGAAACGUAUGUAAAAGCAUAGCCUUCAAACUAAAAUAAACAUUAUGAUGAGAUAGAUCUUUUUCCUCAUUCACGAUCCUUAAAUUUAUUGUACACCUGGAUAUGUGAAUGCAGUACUCUGUAUGGUGUCAAUUAUCAAUGUAUUGAUAAAAGACAUUUUUCAGAUGAGAUAUCAAUGCUGAAAUAUCCUAUCAGUGACAGCUGUAGUUUCCAGUGGAAUGGUCAUCCAUAUUUAUGAUAAAUUCUUACUUGCAAAAGGGAGAACUCCUUGUAUUUACGACGUUGUUGAUGACUGGGGGGCUUCCAUACUGAAGGGAGGCCUCUGGCGGUGCGAACCAUUGCACUGAUAUUAUUCCAGUUUGUUGAUGUAUGUUAACAUAUAUGUGUUUCUAAAUGGCCAGGCAGACUGUAUAAAUUAUUCGUUAUAACGUGUCCGUGCUUCCACUUGUAUUAAGAUAUUUGUUUACUGUGCCAUAUAUGAUUUUAUUUACUCUUGUAGGUGGUGCAUGCAUUAGUCGUGGUAUUUUGCAUGAUGGAUGGUAAUUUAUUUGUCGGUCAGUGAGAGAGAAAGACAUGCAGAAUGGUCACAGAGGCUUAGAGGGAACCUUGAUGUAUACCGGGUAUAUGUCUGCAGACAAUUGUGGCAAUUUAUAUAUAGAGAAUACAAAAGACUUGAUGGUUGUCAAGUCGCAAUUUUUGAAACUAGUCAAAUAGUCCGCUCAAUGAUUAAGAUAUUCAUGAAUAGUGAAAAUAUUUUCCUGUGUGUUUGAUCAUAAGGAAACGUAGGCAAGCUUCUACUCGCCUGCUGGAAAGAGCGAGUUAAGUUCUAGACUCUCUCCCCCAGUGGUUGUUAUGAGCAAUGUCUGCCAACAAUGGAUUAACUGGUCUGUGGGUUUCCUUCCUCCUAGUCUCGGGGCAGGAUAUAAUCAGUAUUGUCAGUUUGUUCCUGUCCUACUGUCAUAUGUUUUAAGAAUCUCAACGUUUGGUGCUGUUCUAAUUCAAGUUACGUUGUUUCCAGAAAGCAGCCCAUUAAAGACAUGUCGGAGACAAUUUGACGUUUGAGAAUGUCACAUGCUCAAGUAUUAUUCUCACUUACGAUUGUAUGAUUACAUUAUUAAAAGUCAGUCUCUUUCAUCUUUUUCAUAUGAAAUUCAACAACAAAAAUUGAAGUUAAAAUUGCCAGGUAUCAAGAUUUUGCAUAUUUAGAAAACAUAACUUUAUUCAUGUCAGACCAUUUUUUUUUAAAGUGCUAUAUGAAAGAAAAACUAAAACAUUUAUGUGAAUUUUUUUUAUUUUUUUUUAUUCUUUUAUUGUAAGCAAAGAGAAUAAUAGCCAGUUGUCUUUGUAAGUUGAAAUAUAAGACCUCAGUUGACGAAACUCACCAGGUACAUAUUAUUUCAAGUGCUAUGUAGGUUAGUGUAUGCAUGCCACCCUAGUCAUUGUUAUGCAUGCUGUCUAUUGAGACAUUGUUAAUUAUUGUGUAUGUCAUGUUGCAUGUAGAUUUUGCCACACCAAUUAGUCCAUACUCAUUUGUACAAAUAUGUAUCAAUAUGAAUAUCGAUCUUCCAGUUUUACUGACAAGCUUUCAUUUUUAAAGAGAAAUGGUGCCAAAACUACACACUCACACAAUGGGUUCGAGAACUUUCCUCGUGUUUUACUUGUCAAAUGGCUCCAGCUUUUUCAAGGUGCUCCACGAAGAAUAUUGAGAAAGCAUCCCUGGUUAUGGUUAUGUGUUUUAAGAGCUUCUAACAAAAUACUCAUCAGCUGUUUGUCAUGGUGGUGAUGCUGAGGUUUCUAGUCAUUUCAUCAUCAUAGUGUACUCUUGGUCAGAGGCAUUGUUAUCACUGGCACUGUUUGAUUGUAACUUGAGCUGACUCUGUAGGAUCCCAUUUUUGCCUAGAUGCUACAUCCUUUGAUGAUAUCAUAAAUCAUGACUGUCAAUACAGAUGAAGUACUUGCUUAUUUGAUUUAUCCCAAUACUGACAUCACUGUCAUUAUGUUGCCAAUGAAAUUGAAUUAUAUAUGAAAGUUAAAUAUAUACAUAUUUUCACCACAAAUAGUUUAUGUAGUUCUGGGUGAGUGAAUGGCCAAACACUUCUCAAAAUCCUAGAUUCAGAUUCAGUGGACAAAUUAAUUGAGCCCCAGUACUUGUUUAUGGAAUUAUCACACUAUAUCUUCCAGGAUGAAUCGUAUCGUAACACAAUCUCUCAUUGAUACAAAUAUCAUUGCAUGGUUCUGUUCAGUGUUAAUAUUAAGAAAAUAAGUUACGAAGUGUAUUUACUAUUUUGACAGUUUUUAAACCAAAUAUGUGAACACUAAUCAGAAAUUAAGCAAAUCAAUUACUUUAGUGAAGGAUCUUCUUAAGUUACAAUCAAACUGUGUCCUUGUUUUCUUGUUCUAUGUACAUGUAUGUAAGGUGGGUUUUCACACCCGUUGUCUUGGUGAGUGUACGGAUUUGUCGGUGCAUGGGUUAGUAUGUCUCUCACAGUAUUAUUUCACACAUGUUAUUGUUUUGUGCAAAUUUAUUUGAUAUUUUAUGCCAUUGUCACUGUUUAUAUUGAAUAUAAAUUUGGAUGUCUGAAUUUUAUCACCAGAAAAGUGUAUUUCUAUGUCAUAUUUUUCAAGUACAGGGUCAGUAGGAUUAAACAGUUACAUGUACAUCAUGAUUUUUAGAUCUAUUAUAUUUACAGAUUUUUGUCUCUGAAAAAUGCACUAGUCAUGUUUGGAGAAAUAUAGUUGUUAAUGUCUUGAAAAUAUUGCUUGUCUUGUAGAGUAAACAGCACCUCGUAAGUCUCAAGCCUCAAGAAAUAUUUAUCCUAUGACGAUUACAGGUUAUAGAGAGAUUAAGAGGGGGGUGUCAUGAAUUCUGUCGCUAAAACACAUCGCAUUCAAUUUCUUGUUGUAAAAUGUCCAAAAGUUGUAAAAAAUUCAAAAAUGCUUCCAUCUUUUUACCACAACACUGAACUAUUUUGAGUUCAUAGAUUAUCACAUUGAUAAUUGAUUUUAAUGAAUUACAAGUUCUGAUGGGUUUUUAAAAACUAAGAGAGAUGCGAUGUUCCUGUUAACUACUAGCCAGACUUUAGCAUUAUAUACAUAUUUAUUAUCAUAGAAUAUUGUUUUAGUCUUUACCAAAGUAUUCCGAUCACGUUAGUAUUUACAUCUAAGUAUUGUUUGAUGCCCAUCUGUUAUUAGUGUACAUCAUCACAGAAAUAUUCUCCAGUUUCAGAAACACUAAUUCGAGAAUAUGUUGUUCAAAUAUUUAUGUUCAUGAACUAAGUCAAAUGUUUGUUCAUGAUCAUGACAUUCUGUCCAUGAAAUGAUGGAAAUUAAUAUUCAUGACAUUCUGUCCAUGAAUUGAUGGAAAUUAAUAUUCAUGACAUUCUGUCCAUGAAUUGAUGGAAAUUAAUAUUCAUUUUGUUCACAUUAAACUUGAACAUUAUAAAGUCAAAUAUUAGAAAUCUUCUUUCUGAUUGUCUUCUUCUUCUUUUUUUAAAUUAAUGUUGUGAUUCAUCAAAGUCAUCGAAUAAUUUUUUUUUUUUUCUGUAACCAUAUUUGACCUAUUAAGGUGCAACUCCUUGAUAUCAAGUGUUUUAUAGUCAGCAUGAUUUGAUAUAAUAAAGAUUUGAACCUCACACAAGAUUAACUUUCUUUAAGUCAGUGUCCUUUCUUCAAACUAUUUCAAAGUUCAAAAUUUCAUGACAAAACUUAGUUUUGUUUGCCAAGAGUACUCAGUUAAAAUAUGAUCAUUUUUUAAAUUAUGUUGCCAAUAACUGCAGAUUAAGCCGUUGGCCCUAAUCGUCACAAGAUCUUGGAGUGAAGAAAAACAGAAGUGGUUGCCAGUUUUCAAGAAAGUAAGAACUGUAAAACAAUGAAAUCAAGCUCCAUAAUUAUCAUUAGACAAAUAAAUAGGUUUCAUUUGUGUGAUUGGUCAGUUUGUGCUGCCAUCUUGUUGGUCAGUUCUACUGCUACGUUAAGGCAUUCCAGAAUAGUCCAAUGUCCAAAGAUUGUGAGGUCGGAAAUUGUACGAUUGUCAAGGGGAUUCCUGUGCACUACGUGGGCACAGAUCUACAGUAUAUGCAACAUUGAAUCCAGAUACUCUUUACUGCAAAAGUCAUUUAUUACGCCCUUGUUACCAUCCAUGUAUUCCAUUCAGCUGGAUAUUCAAUAGUAUUGUUUCUUUUGUUUGUGCAUGCCUUUGUUGAAAAUAAGUCACUUUAGUAGCCUCUGUAACUUAAUAUUAUUAAAUAAACUGCCAUUGUCCUUUGAAA